CGCGUUUCCUCUCCUCUCACGUCCAGGCCCAGUCGAAAGAUGGCCGCCCGUUUGUCUCACCCGUUCUGACGAAUUGUCUUUCGAUGUAUUUUCAAAACGGCCUUUGUCGGAAUUCGAUCCUCCGCCCGUCCGCCGACGGCUCGGCCCCUUGACGGCCGGGCUCGACCACGACCACCGUCUCAUGUUUGAUCGCAGCGGCGGCUUGAAUUGGAGCCCGAGCCCCACAUCCGAGAUCGACCGGUUCGAACGACUCGGCCCGACCUAGAAAAUAUGGUAAAUGAACAUGUUUUCGACCCUAAAUUGAUCUGGCUUACAUCCGCGACGGCGAGCUUCUGCAUCGUCCUCACCCUCAUCACCUGCCUCUGCGGCUGCAAAAGGAAAAUUCCAAAGAAUGAACUGCUGGGCCUAGCGGGGCUGGUUAAGAUCACGAACCCAGAUGAAAAUGUCAACUUUCAUUCGAGCUCUCAAAAUGUUCAGUUAAAUUCGGUCACAGUCGUUCAGGAUGAAUCUUCUGAAAGGACUGAAACGCACGAUCCUGGAAAAAGAGGUAGCAAUGCACUUGCCACUGCGACUAGAAGUCUCCCUGAUCUUCCUGUAGACUCAGGCGAGGCUUCUGAGAAGUUGUGGGACCCUCCUGAAAACAAUGUAGACACCAACUCCGACCUGUACGCAACAGUCGAAGAUGCCAAUCGUAAAAAGCGAAUUCUGACUAGCGGUCUGACUGUCGACAGCAGCUACACACCGAGCCAGACAGAUGACAGUUUGUCGCCAUAUGCACGGCUCAAAGGAGAGCACCCCUAUGACCAACUGAAGCAAAAUGAACAUCCGUACGCACAAGUCGGACCCAAUGGCACUCUAGCAACACGAGGAGCAAGCACGUCUCAAGAUACAACUGUCAAUUCCACUCCUUCUAGUCGAAGGGGUCUUGAGACGGAGAGGGAUGAUGAAGACAACAAAUCAGCGACACUGUCUGAAAUAACCGAUGAGAUUCCUGCUGCAUCGGCUAUAGCCGGCUCCGUACCGGCGAACCACGACCUGCCGUAUAUGACGCCUCCAAUUCCAAACCCAGUGCAACAACACUUCAGCGGCGAUUCUGUAGACUCUUCGAAGGGUUACACUUCAAUUAGUGUGAGAGAGCCACUUGCAAGGAUAAUGGCAUCAUCAAGGAGGAAUGGAAGUGGUGAUCCACACUAUGCCACAGUUUCGGAUGAUUCAGACGAAAUGUAUGCUGCCAUUGAAGAACACAGAGGGAAUGGGAUUGUAGCUGCUCCACCACCUUAUGACACCGCUGGCGGAGAAUACACCAGUGGGAGUGAGACUUAUGCUCAAAUUGCACCGCCGUCAUCUCACCAUCCUCUAAACCUCACACUGAACUUGAACCUUCAACACCAAGAUUCUGUAUCCAGCGGUGGAAGUGCUGAAUCUCCGAGGAGAGACAGGAGAGUUGCAAAUUCACCUCUUCCGGAGGUGCCCGCCCUUGAUGAUAUGUACGCAAAGGUCAUGAAGAAAGGAAGAUCGCCGACGAGCCCAGAGCCGCCUGACGAACCACCUACAUCAAACACUGGCAGAUGCGACGAACUUCAGAAUAUCCCUGGGUAUGAAACACUCAACACAGAUCCUAAUUAUGAAGAGCUGCAACCUCAGAUAAUCGGACACGAGCCUGACUAUGCUAGCCUCUCACGCCGUUACGAAUCAUCUGUCACUGACCCCAAUUACGAAAGUGUUGGCUCUUCCCUUGAUCCGCCUUAUGAAAGAGUGAAUACGUCGCCGAUGCCGGAAGAUCCUCCUGAUUAUGAGGUUGUUUGCAGCAGACCUGGCCAGCCGGCACUCGAACCCUUUUCCGACCUUUAUGCACAGGUGAACAAAACUUCAGAGAAGAGGCGAUCCUCCUCCCAUGAAUGAACCCCUUCAGUUACGCUUUGUGUGAUAUUAGCCGCUUAAAGUGAUGAUCUAUAGGUGAAAAGUUAUUUUAUUUUUUUUUAAUUGAAGAAAACUUUUCUUGCUAGUGCAAUUAAUAUUAAGAGAUUUUGAUCCGUGGCUCAAACUGCAAACGUCAUUGGCAUUCCAGGCAAAAAGUCUGAUUUUUGGAUAUUUUACUCUAUUGUAAUUUAUUUUUUAUAUUUUUAAAUGUAAUAAAUUUAUUCAUUUAUAUUUAAUUGGGAAAAUAAAUUAUUUUAAUACAAUUUAAACAAAUACUGAAUAUACAAUAGAGGCUUUUAUUGGUUAAAAAUUAAUCAUGUAUGAUCAUUACUGAUAUCAAGAUUCCAUACUCAAAAAUAAUCAAAUGUAUGUCUUCCGCUUUGACAUUUCUUCGAAUUUAAAUCGCCCAAUGGAAAUAACUUAAAUUCAGUAUAAAUUACUAACAAAUGAAAAAA
This is a messenger RNA of Cimex lectularius (bed bug), 2375 nucleotides long. RefSeq lists its product as uncharacterized. The coding region runs from base 271 to 1902 and encodes 543 amino acids. The record is from RefSeq and is a predicted model, not a curated record. NCBI's taxonomy places the organism in Eukaryota, Metazoa, Arthropoda, Insecta, Hemiptera, Cimicidae. The transcript is spliced from 10 exons.